This is a messenger RNA of Vollenhovia emeryi, 6609 nucleotides long. RefSeq names its product 72 kDa inositol polyphosphate 5-phosphatase (gene INPP5E). Bases 1132 to 3279 code for a protein of 715 amino acids. Gene Ontology annotation, molecular function: phosphatase activity. Gene Ontology annotation, biological process: phosphatidylinositol dephosphorylation. The transcript is spliced from 6 exons. The record is from RefSeq and is a predicted model, not a curated record. NCBI's taxonomy places the organism in Eukaryota, Metazoa, Arthropoda, Insecta, Hymenoptera, Formicidae.
GCGCGGCGUUCCGUUGCGGGAACGGCGGCCUCUUCGUUUCCCGCGGGACGGCAUCGUCGGCACCGCCGUGGACUGCCCGCCGAUCGUUAAUCCUGCGUACGAGCGGGGCCGUCGUCUGCUGCGGUGCGGAGUCGCCGACGGCUGCGCGAGACUCGCCACUCACCCCCGGGGGUGGAUUGACGAGGGAGGAAAAGAGAGAGAGAGAGAGACGACGACGAAAUGAGUCGCGCCCGGCGCUACUAAGUGAGCGCGCGAUGUGCCCGACGCGUCGCCGCCGUUGUGGGGAUGGAGGCCGAGGUCCGGCUGCCCCGUAGACGCGUUCGAUCGAGUCCGUUGCGUAUCCCGCCACGCGAACGACGAGAGUCCCGCGAGCGCGCGACCCGCCAGUGAGACGCGAGGCGCGCGCCGAUUGUCCGGCCGAGGGCGAGAUGGACCGACGAGACGUGUACGCGGGGACGCGCGAGAUCCCCGAGGCUCGACGACUCCGUCAGCCGCGCGGCCACCGCUCGACGUAGCUCGUAAAGCCCGAGUGCGGAGAGGGUCCUUCCCGGUGGGUCGUCCCCCUCGCGGGGGUAAGAGGGAGAACGCGCUCGAUUCUAGUCAUUCUAGUCCGCGGAGUAUCGCCCCGUCGAUGCCCGCCCGAGUGCGAUUACCCGGUAUCACCAUGGAUAUCCUCCCGCAUGACUGAACGUUCGACUUAACACGGAGAGGCCGGGGGGGGGGCCACUCGUGCCGCAACGGCACAUUAUGCUCGUGUACAUUCGCGGGACGCGUCGCGCUUGAGCCCCGCGGAAAUUACAUGCCACGCUCUGACAGUCGGUGAAGUGCGAGCGGAUAUUUCUGAAGCGCCGAGACGCCUCGGAUAUUGAAUGUACUUCACUUCGUACGGAUCGCGCACGUAAACCCGUACCUCUCCUAUUUCGCCGAGAGCCGAUCGUUCUCUAAAACUAGUUUUUUUUUCUACGAUACACCUCGCGACGCGCAAACACAUCGCGAAUAGAGUAAGAGAGAAUUUCCCUCGUAAGCAGUAGAGAGAGAGAAAGAGAGACGCGUAGAAAUUGUUGAUCUCCGAGGAGAAAGAGGGUUGUCGCUCGCUGAUUCUUGACGCUUGAUGCACCAUCCGCGAGUAUUAUGGAGCAGAGCGAGGGGAACGACGUGUCCGGCGUCUCGAACAAGGUAGAGGUCUCCCCGAAGUCGAAGCAGAAGAAAAAGUCCCUCUGCCGCAUGCUGAUGAACAAGAAGACCAAGGUCGGCUGCCUGGAGUCCUCGUACAGGGACGGGGACUCGAACAGGAACUCCAAGAUCGAGAACUCGCAGCACGGCUCGCAGACCAGCACCAAGCUGUCCCUGUGCUGCGCCAUGACCGAGCGUAGCAGGACGCCACCGCAGAGCCUGACCGUCAGCCGGCUCUCCCCGACGUUGAGCCGCACCUCGGUCAAGUCCGAGAUAGCCUCCAUCAAUGAGGACGACCGCCGCGCGGACGUGCUGGUCGAGAGGGCAGAGAGUCCGCCCGUCGCGGACGAUCUGGCUCGGGCGGUCCAGGAGACCACCGUGGUACGAAGGAGUAACGUGGCGGUGGGCAGGGAGCGUCCUAGUACUUACGUGGAAGACUCGACGGAAGACUCAUUCGAAGAAACUUCAGAAGACGAGAACGAACGUCUGAUUGAGUCUGAGAAAGCUCGAGUAUACAGUAAGGAUGAGUACUUUACAAAGGGGAAAUAUAUCACGUAUUUCUUCCUGGAAAUGGAACGGCAAUUCUCCAAUCCUACCGAUGUUUACAGUAUGGUUCAGUAUCAUGAUAGCUGCUUAGAAAAGCCAGAGAAAGAAGGUGAAAACUCCUCUUCCGGAUCGCUGUCGCCGAGUAUAUCGGGACAAUUACGUCGUAGAUUGCUUCACAGGAGAUCCGCGGAUAACUUGAUCGUGAACUCACCUACAAACUCUAUGAGACACUCUAGUCCGGACUCUAUUAGAAGUGCACCGAUCCAGCAUAAGCCACGGUCAACGUCCCACGAUGCUCUGUCGAAACAGAAAGACCGUUACUUUUGUACAGGAGCGUCUAUGGAUAGCUUAGCAAAGCAAUCGUUACUUGCUGCACAAGUGCUUAAUUUAAUUCCUACUCAAAAGGCACGGGAAAGGAACUUUCUUCACGGAAGAAUCGCCGCCAAUUCCUUGCUCGGGUCAGUGGAGCUUGAGAAAGUGUUGCCUAAUCGGGAAUUGAAAAUUUUUAUUGGAACGUGGAACAUGAACGGCCAGGUUCCGCCGAAGGAGCUGAACGAUUUUAUGUUGCCGUGCGACAUAGAGACCGUUCCCGAUUUGUUAGCUAUAGGAACUCAAGAGUCGUGUUCCGAACGUAACGAGUGGGAAGCCGCUCUGCAGGAGACCCUCGGCCCUUCGCACGUGCUGUUGACCAGCAGUAAUCUCGGUACGCUUCACCUCGCAUUAUUUAUAAGACGGGACCUGAUUUGGUUCUGCUCCAUCCCGGAGGAGGACAGCUUCUCGACGAGAACCGGAACGGCGUUCAGAACGAAGGGCGCGGUGGCGAUAGCUCUCAUGAUAUUCGGCACCAGCUUUCUCUUCGUCACCGCACACUUGACCGCGCAUCAAGAUAAGGUAAAAGAACGGGUCAACGAUAUCAAGAGAAUCGUUAGAAACCUUGAGCUACCCAAAGAGCUACCCACCAGGCACAAGAGCAAAGAUGUCACGCAAAAUUUCGAUUGCGUGUUUUGGUGCGGUGAUCUGAACUUCCGUCUGUCUCAGCCGAGGGAGGAGGUGAUUCAGUGGAUCACGAAUACGUGUUUUCCGCAAGAAUCGCCGAUAAACAUGCACAAAGAUCAAUUGAAAAGUAUCCUAAACGAGGGCGCGGUGUUGCGCGGUUUCGAAGAAGCCGCGAUCAUGUUCCCUCCCACCUACAAGUACGAUCCGGGAACGCAGAAUUUUGAUUCCAGCAGCAAGCAACGCACGCCCGCGUACACCGACAGGAUUCUCUUCAAGGGGAAAAGCCACACCAGAGGAUACAUCAGGCGCGUCAGCCACGAGGUUUCUAAUUCGCAUAAGGACGGGGUCAUAGAGUGCUUGGUGUACGAUUCCGUUCCGGGUAUUUGCACCUCAGAUCACAAGCCGGUCUGGGGAGUUUUUAAAACCACGUUGAGGCCGGGUAUCGACACAAUUCCGCUUGGUGCUGGACUUUUCAAUCGCGAGGUGUAUUUGGAAGGUAUCAGAAGGCGUGCGGCGGCGAUGGACGAUUCUCUGGGAACUUCAAAAGUUUGUUCGAUCCAGUAAAGAAAUUCGAGGCCACCGCGAGCGUAUUCGCGGGAUGGGUAAUGUAUUCAUAGAUGGAGAUUUGUUUUUAUUUUUUUUUUUAGUCAGGCAGAAAUAUGAAAGAAUGAUCGCUUUGUAUCGUUCUUGCGACAGAUGCCACGUUUCUUUUGUACGAUUUAUGUACUUGCUAAGUCUGUCCAUUUUUUAUAGCGGUGACGGGAAACACUUUUCUAGUAAGAUUUGUAUAAUAGACUACAAUUACCAGUGAACACCGUAAAGAUCUAGUCAAGCCGUGGAAUAAAUCGCUCGUUUAGUGAAAGAAGACUUAUUGUUAGAUGAGGCUAACUAAAGAUUUUAUAAAUGUAUCGUCGGUAAGUCCCCGACAUUCGUAUUGUGCCACACACAUUAGGUAAAAUGUUAUUUGGCUUUACGUGGCUGACAUUAAAAUGUUACAAAGGUAACGUUCUUUUUGUAACACUGCGAGUUUUGUUAGAGAAAUUUUUUAUAGCAACUCUGCAGUGUCUAUCAAAAACUGUAACUUGACUAAUGUAUCUCAAACAUUUUUUUAAAUUGCAAAAAUUUACAUAGUAUUCUAAAAUAAUUUCCUAAAUAUUAGGAAUUUAUUUCUAAUUUGCUGCUACCAAUGAAAUAUAUAGCAAUCGACAGGCCGAAUUUCUUACGAGACGAAUAAUCUAGCUUUUAUGUUUAACUUAGACGUAAUACAAAUUAUAGACCAAACUGUCGGGCCAAUACGAUAGAGAAUUAACAGUCACAGGAUAGAUACUUUCGUUUAUUAAUUGAUUAUAUUCUUAUUUAUUGGGACCACCCAUUGUGUCAAGUCUUAAAAAAAGUUUUAAUACGGUAGAACAUAUCUUUCCUUGAGCGUUAUAGGUACGUGUAAUAACUACAUUAGCAACUAAAUAGCAUUGUCGUUUUAAAUAGUGUUGUGUUGUCAGUUUUAAAUAGUCUAUAGCGUUAAAAGAUAAUACUCCUUGAUAACAGGAGAUGCCCUACUUCUACUUUGUUGUAGGUAUUGAUAAUAAUGGCAAAUCAUGGCUAAUUAUAAAACCCCAAACUCAAUAUUGUUACACAAUAAUGAUGUAUGCACAAGUAAGGUGUCUAUACCAGUAUUAGAGCUAACGUUUGCUAUGCUAACAAUACUUUACUAAACAGCAUAAAUGUAUGAUAUGUGAUAAAAGUUGUAGUCACAUUAUAUAAUUUUUAAAUCAUUAAUUGUGAACUUCUAUUUACACUAUUUAUUUUAGCUAUAAAUAUUGAAAGUUUACACGAUUUCUUAAGUACAAAUGCAUAUGUUGCGAUUCAAUUACGAUUGUUAUGAUUUUGUUAUGUGUUCAUGAUGAAUUUGUUUUGUUGUUAUGUUUUGAUCGUCUUAUAUUUUACACUAUUUUCAAGAAAUUUAUAUCUAAUACAUAAAAUGGACACAAUAUGUCAUGUAUCUAGGGAGUGCUGUAUAUUCCUCUCUUCUCUCUAAUGUACUAAUUGGAAAAGAAGAACAGUAGCAAGGAAUGCUGCUCGACAAAAAAAGCAAUAUGCAAAUUAUUAACAAGAUAGUGUAAUUAUAUUUAUAUGUUACUGAGAUGAACUAUAUAUAAAAAUUGAGCUCCACGACAAAACAUUUGGAGUGGUGUCUAGUACGCUUAAAAAGUUCCAUUAAAUAUUAUAAAACGUGUAUAAAUGUUUAAUAGAGAAGAAAGUGCUUAUACCUAAUGAAAACGUAAAGUAUUAAAAAAAAGACAGAUAUAUGAUGUGCUACAUGUCUAGGCGAUAAGCGAUAUUGAACUGUAAGUAUCUUAAGGAAGCUGUGUGAUUCGAUGAUUUAUCGCUUGCGUCGUAAGGGCGUAAGGUGUAGUCUAUUAUUCGAUUACGAGCGAAACAUUCAAAAGGUCGCGACACAAUUGUGGAGUACGCGCGCUCCGAACAAAUAAUCAAAGAAUUAAUCUCAAAUUGGAAAGGUACUUCUAUGUGUCUUGAUAGAGGCAUUUCGUGUCAUGCAUCAAAAGUGCAUACUUCAGCGACUUGUGAUAACUUCUUCUUUGUAAUCGCGUAGACAGGUUGCCAAACGAGGUGCCUAAAAAAAACACACACAUCCUUUACUGUUUCUGAGUCUUCUACAAUGAAGCGAGACUAAAAAGAAAAAUAAAAUACUGUCGGGGUCAAGAUCUUUAAGUCUGCCGAGCAGGUUGCCUUAAUCAUGCCUUACUUAAAUCGUUACAUAUGUAAUUGUGUACUCUCGAUCUCUGUGCGCGUGCAAUUCUCUUGACAUUAUAUUUAAUUCAGAUCUCUCCGCUUCGAUUAGAGUCAAAAGAGAAAAGGCGGUGCAAUAAAUAAUCUAUGUUGCAGUCAUUUGAAUAAAAAUUCUCGGAAAGCGAACGUAUACUUCAGUAAAUGUAAUUUGGCCUGCGACAUGUUGAUUGUCUCAUCGAGAGCGAAAUGAAGCGGUGACCGAGUAUUGCGAAGCUCUUGUACGCAGCCGUGCACAACAUAGAUUAUUCAUCGCCUCUUGUAUUUAUAAUCAAUCUGAAACUUAUGGAUUUACUUCAAGUGAGCGUUUAAGUAAAAAUGGUUUGACGCAUGCACAGCAAGAUUCCUUCUUUGAAUAUUUUAUUCUUGUAGUGCGAUGCUCUGAAUAAUGCUACCUGCCCCUUUUAGAGCUAUCUUGAAACUCUUGUACUGUGAUACAUUUUCAAACGUGCGAGAUCCGGCAGUCGAAUCUGACGAUCUUCUCGCGUCAGUUUUAAAGGAGUGGGAAAAUCUAAAAUGACAAAAUGCGUUUUUACCGAUACGAAAAUCAGUUAGAAGUUUAUGCAAUAUAAUUGCCUUAUACUUUUCCUUGGAUAUAUAUUAGAGCACUUUUGUAUAAUUUAUUUUUCACAAACAUUUUAUUCGGCAUAAAACAAAGUAGUUUCGUAGAACAGUUCGUGUUUGAUGGACGCGUACAUUUGGCACUUUUUUAUUAAAAAAAAAAUUCCCCUUCCUCCUUCAUGUUUCACACUUUAGACUUUGCCUCUCCUUUACAAACCCGAAAAGAUAGUCGGAUCCCGUCGCCGGAUUUUGUACAUAGCGGUGUCCUGUUAUCGGAAUACAGCGUACAUCUAAUUAAAAAAAAAAACGAUUGCGGCUCGAAAGCGCACAGGUGACACGACGCAAAAAAUGAACAAGAUACACGAACUCUCUUUCAUCGCGCCGUGUACGAGGGGAUACACGAACGCGCCUGUCCGGACGAGAAUUGAAUUCUCGUGACGAUUGGUGAAUGACAGGAAAUUCUAUUUGAAUGUACUCUGACUAUUGUUCAGCAUGUGCUUGUACGUUUAAAUAAACAGUUCAAAUCCA